AUGUCGGUUCUUCAAAAUGGCAACACAUCCACACCUUCCCACACUUUGACAGCCCUCAAUCGUUGGUCUGUGGCAAAUAAAGAACUCCCGACUAUUGAUAGCAUCAAAACGCUACAUGUAUACGAUUUUGAUAACACGCUUUUCAACAGUCCGCUUCCAAAUCCCAAGCUGUGGAUCGGCGCGACUAUAGGUUUCCUUCAGUCUCAAGACACUUGUAUCAGUGGUGGUUGGUGGCAUGAUGCGCGCAUACUUUCAGCUACUGGCGAGGGCAUUGAGAAAGAGGAACCGCGUGCAUGGAAAGGCUGGUGGAAUGAAAGGAUAGUCGAACUCGUUGAGUUAAGCAUGCAGCAGAAAGAUGCAUUGACAGUUCUCUUGACAGGUCGAUCUGAGAGCGCUUUUUCCGAUCUCAUAGAAAAAAUGAUUGCUAGUAAGAAGCUUGAAUUUGACAUUAUCUCGUUAAAGCCUGUAUCCGGCCCAAACAAUCAGCGUUUCUCAAGCACCAUGAACUUUAAACAGGUAUUUCUUGAGUCUUUGAUAGAGACCUACAAGGAUGCUGAAGAGAUUCGAAUAUACGAAGAUCGCGGCAAACAUAUCAGGGCCUUCCGGGAAUUCUUUGCCAACUAUAACAAGGCCCAAUCAUUGAAAGCUACCCGCGGCCUCAUUGCUGCUGAAGUAAUCCAUGUGGCCGAUAGAGUAACUCAGCUGGAUCCUGUCACUGAGACGGCAGAGGUUCAACGACUGCUCAAUGAUCAUAACCUCCCAAUUUUACGAAGCAAACGUGGGAGACCGUUUCUGAUCAAGAAAACAGUCUUUUAUACAGGCUACAUGAUCAGUCAAGCUGACUCCCAAAAAUUACUUACUCUAGCUCAAAUACCACCCAACUUGCCAGAAUCCGAGGUAAAGUUCCUGGCCAACAAUAUUCUAAUCACUCCCCGGCCAGCACACACCAGUGUGCUGGCAAAAAUUGGGGGUGUAGGUAGUAUGACCAAAUGGCAAGUCACAGGAACUGCCAUUCAUGAAAAUAACAUCUGGGCGGCGCGUGUUCGUCCGGUUCCAGAAACCAAAAUAUACUAUACUGAAAACCCACUCCCCAUUGUGAUACUGGCAUUACGGAAAGGAGCCCGUCCCAUUGACGCAGGUAAGAUACAAAACUGGCAGCCAGUGCUAGCAGAUAAGCAGAUUGUCUUUGAGAGCAUUGUCGGAGAGAAGGUCCUUUUACGAAUAGAAGAGGAAGAUCCCCAGGAAAGUGAUUUUGAAAGUCUUUUCCCAAACAAAAGUCACAAGCGCAAACAUGCUCCCGACGAAGAUGCUUACAAUCGAGACCGGAAUUAUGCGUAUAGCAACCACACAACGAGUGCUCGAGGCGGAGGUACCCCAAACAAUAAUAGUAAGAGAGGAGGUCGAGGCAACCUUCGCAGCACAAUUACUCAGCGUGGCAAUCGUGCUGGAAGAGGUAGAGGUCGUGGAGGCGGUCCUACCUAUGUCUACCGCUCUUUAGAUGAUGUGGACAAGUGGGAUAACAAUGCGUCUCAGGCCACUAAGACAAACUUUACUUACGAGGACUUUCCAGCCUUUCAGAGACAGCACCAUAAUCCACAGCCAUUGGUACAGCACCAAGUCCAAAAUCUUCAACAAUAUCAACCGCAAGUGCAAGGCAGGGUUGGGCUCAGUGGUGAGAAAAGAAACGCAGAGUUACAGUACUCGUAG
Molecule: messenger RNA, 1707 nt
Organism: Blumeria graminis f. sp. triticale
Lineage: Eukaryota; Fungi; Ascomycota; Leotiomycetes; Helotiales; Erysiphaceae
Source: the annotation of a GenBank genome assembly